Sycon ciliatum is the source of this 4924-nucleotide messenger RNA. Its product is annotated as FAS-associated factor 1-like. Bases 440 to 2584 code for a protein of 714 amino acids. NCBI's taxonomy places the organism in Eukaryota, Metazoa, Porifera, Calcarea, Leucosolenida, Sycettidae. Gene Ontology annotation, molecular function: ubiquitin binding. The record is from RefSeq and is a predicted model, not a curated record. Gene Ontology annotation, cellular component: nucleus; endoplasmic reticulum. The transcript is spliced from 17 exons.
AGAAUUCUUAUAAAAUUAUCGCCCAAGUCGCUACCACUAUUUCGUACAUUUCUUCGCACUUGCACCUUUUUGCCAUGCCUGCUACGUAUACUGAAACGAAGUGUGAGGGUAUGCAUCUUGCGUCGUUGUUACUGAGUACUUUUCUUUCCGCGCUGUUGUCCUGGUGUUGGCGCUUACGCUCAUCGCAAGGGCUGCGAGUCCACUGCCUCAGCUAUUCCACGCAUAGCAAAAGAGAGCUAUUCAGAAUCUCUAGCCAAUCAGUGUUCUACAGCCUUCACCGGAUGAGAUCUGCGCUGCACGACCGUACUUGUACGAAAGAGAGAUCUUCAGAAUCUCUAGCCAUUCAGUGUUGCACAAUCUGAAAAAAAAUUGUGUGUAGCCAAGGACUUGGUGCGGCUGCGGGCAGUAGAAAUUCAAAUUAAGAUAAAUAAUUGUGGAAAUGGAGGCGGAUGGUCUUGAAGAGGAAGAUGCCAUUCGUUUGUUGACUGCCUUCAAUUUUGACUGCACGGGCGCGCUGGCGUUCAUCCGGCCCGUGGAGCGGGACGUCACCUCGUCGAGUGCGGUGACGGACGACGCCAUCGUGCAGGACUGGCAGCUGCUGGACAUCACGUGCAAGGACAAGAUCAGCCGCGUGGCAGUGCCCUACACAUACACAGCCGGCCAGCUAAAACACCGCCUGCUGCACUGGUUUGGCGAUAAGCUGUCGAUAGUCAGCGGCAAAGUGGAGGAACUGAACGUGAUUGGCCUGCCUCGCCGAAGUGCAGCCGGCAUAGAGCCGCUCUGCCACCUUCAACUCACCUACCCCGUGCACCAUCUGGAGGUGUCGAAGAAAUCUUCGGCAGCGGCCGUUCGGUCAUCAUCACCAUCGUCAUCAUCAGCAGCAACAGCAACGACAAACGCGUCCACCGGCACAGCCACCAACGCCACCGACUUCGCCAGAGCAGAUGCCGUACUAGCUGGUGCAGGGAGCAGAAGUCGACUGGCAGGUGGCACCAGCACCGCAAGAAUCCCUGCUCCGCUUGCCCUGGCAUCAGGAUACACGCCGCUCGCUACUAACGGGCUUGCGACGUCCGCAGCAUUCACCUCCAUGUCUGCGUACGCAACGGGUGUAGAAACGCCGCCGAUGCCCCAUGCAGCGGCGCGCAUGUCUCCGCCGAAGGCUCGUCGUCGUCGGCAACCGGACAUGCAUCCAAUCUCGAUCGACGACUCGGACAACUCCGUGGACGACGACCUGGAGCCGCCCAGGCCGAAGAAGGACCAAAGUAGGCGGAAAGCACCUAUUGUGGUACCAAGUGACGAGGAAGACACGCCAUCAUUUGCCACCGCAGGCACCAGCACCAGCACAAGCACUACUGCUAAUGGCGAUAGACAACGGGCCGAGAAUAACGGCGGUACGGACGACUUUAAGAACGGCGAUCCCCAGAGCGACGCUGAUUGGGAAGAUGAUGAUGAUGAGGAGUUUGAGGAUGCGCUCGACUAUUCUCCCGAGCUCGAUAUGGAUAUGGCCCUGGUUAAUGCCCCUGCUUCCAAAGGAUCCAUGAUUCCACAGUCGGUCUCCGACGGUGCCGAAGGAACACUGGCCUUCAUGACGAGCUUCAACGAUCGUUUUGGUGAGGUUCAUCCGGAUUUCUUCAUCGGCCCGCUAAAUGAAGCAAUACAGACGGCGUUUACUGGACCUCCGAAGGAUCGCCGUCUCCUUGCCGUGUACGUUCACCAUGAUGAGUCGAUUACGGCCAAUGUCUUCUGCAGUCAAGUACUUUGCUCCAUGUCCUUCAUCAACUACCUGAGUUCAAGCUGUAUCACGUGGCCAUGGGAUGUCACUUACGACAGUCAACGGGCCAAUUUGCUGACGGCCAUCAGUCGUAACCUGGGAGACGAGGCAUCGCAGGCGCUACGUUUCUCCAACCGCGACUCCUUUCCCACCCUGGUGCUGAUCAUGCAGACGGGCUUAUCGGUGACCUCGCUGGAAGUGGCAUCCAUUAUCCCCGGGCAAACACCCUUGGACCAGGCAGUUGGGAUGCUUAUGUCUGCUAUUGACGAGUUCAGCAUGAGCAAAGAGGCUCUUGCCAAGGAACAUGCUGAACUGGAAGGACGACGGCAGAUCAUCCAACAGCAGGAGGAAGAGUUCCAGGCAUCCUUGCAGGCCGACCGCGAAAAGGCCCGUCAGCAGGAAGCAGAGUUCGCCAAGGAACGGCUGGAGGAAGAGAAGAGGCAGAAGGACCAGCUGGCCCUUCAAGAGGCUGAGCAAAACAAAGAGCUUCUGCGCCAGGCCAUCGAGGCCAGUCUCCCCGAGGAGCCGAGCGCAUCAGCAAGCGGCGUCUACACCAUUGGUUUCCGUGUACCCGGCGGCGAUAAGCUGAUGAGGCGAUUCCUAGCCACCGACAGUAUCGAGCUUCUUUUCUCGUUUGCAGCGUCGAAGGGCUUUGAUCAGAGCGAGUACUCUAUACUAACCACAUUUCCUCGCAAGGACCUGACAUCACUGACUGAUCCUGGCCACACCACGCUGCAAGAAGCCGGGCUGAAGGCGCGUGAGAUGCUGCUACUGGAGGAGAAGUACAGCUCUGACUCCGAAGAAGAUGGUUGAGCUCAUCCUGCUCGUUGUAGUCCCAACGGACGUAUUGGCUGGCAGAGGGUACUCUUUCUUGUUAUGCACAAUGUUCCGCUGGGCAAGCUGUGGUGGUGGCUUUUGUUGAGAUGAUGUUGUGGUGGUAUCCGUGCUGUCGUCGGUUUGCUCACGGCUGUUGCUAUUGUGGAUGUUGCCGUCUUCUGUGUGUGUGUGUUUGUGUGUGUGUGUGUGUUAUGAUGACGAUGCUGUCAGCAGAGUGUUUAACAACUAGUGCUGCUGCUGUUGUUGUUCCAGGGCGUGUGUGUGUAUGUACGUGCGUGGCUGGUUGUUAGUGACUCAUAGAACUGUGUGUGUGUAUGUAGGUGUGUGUGUGGUGCGUACGUGUGUGUGCGUGCGUGUGCCGGUGAUGACGGCAGUGUUGGUGUGGCGAGCGCCGUUCCCGUCUUGUUGGUGUUGCGUUUGUCUCUGGCUGUGUGUCCGACGCUGGCUCCAAUAGUCAGUCCACGUUUCUUCUUCUGCUGCUCAGCUCUGAUUUGGUGUGUGCCACCGGUGUUGCUGUGUGCUCGUUGCCUUGUCGCCUACCUCUCUGGUACUAGUACAGUCAUGUAGCUUGCUUGCUGUUACUGUAAACACAUUGUUGGCUGGAGCGUGGAGGACCGGAACACAAUAAACACCAUCACCAUUCUCAUCAUUUGUAUCCUGACUCGUCUCGUCGCCAUCAUCAUCGUUGUGGUCUUGCCGCCUCUCUAUGUUGCCGUUCUGUCGUUUCCCCACUCUGUCAGCGUGCGUCUUGCCAGGCUGUGUGGCCUACAUCGUCAGUGUGAUGUCUGUCGCUGUAUGGGUGUCGUUGCGACCAGUCCUGUCUGUUUCCCGUUGUCCAAGAGAUUCAUUCUCCAACGCGUCUUGUUGUGUCGUUUUUGAGCUUCGUUCCAGACUCGCAGUGCCGUGUCGUGGAAUGCCACAGUCGGAACUCUCACCGCUGUCAUCACGGAGACGCAGAGUCGUGUCUGCCGAGUACUCCGUUAGCCGAGCGGUGUGUACAUGUGAAAUAAAAUCUGUGCGUCUCGUUCACUCUUGCAUAGUUUGUAAACACGUAUUCUGACCUAUUCGAGCUGCCAGUAUCCGUCCUGACUAUCCACGAUUAUAAGUUAUUUUCGACGCUUUUUUCGGCGCAUGGCUGCUGCUGGGGGUAUGUCCAUGGCAAACUGCAGCGGGUACAUCCGUCUCUUGUGUGCGCAUCCGCAGAGGUGAGCGGCUGCGUAUCCGUCUGUUCUUGCCGGCGGCUUGGACUGGCACCUACCAUCACGCGGUCCAAGCGGCGGCCGCUACUGGCAUUCACCGUCUUCUGAUGUUUAUCCAGCUAUUUGUCGGGCGUGAAGCCCGAACCAGCGGUCACCGCAACUUGCUCAGCGCCGGAAAAAAAAGGUUUUCGUGUAUUCCGAGUCUGCCCCCCACGUGUUCAGUGGACCAUGUUGACUUCUGCGUGCAUGGCGUGUACGUGUGCGAUCUACUUAAAAAAAAAAAAGAUGUGCGGAGUGUGAUGACAGCCUGCCCCCCCCCCCCCCCCCCCACAUACUGAUAAGGCAUGCUAUCAUCAUCUGUGUUUAUCCACCUCACAUUGAAAAGACAACCGUGUGGCGCAGAGCUGCAGGGUUUCCGCCGUUCCUAACCCUAAAAAAUGUAGACGUUCUUUCUCGGUUCUAUCGGACAAACACCACAUCCAAUCCAUUUCAAGUAUCUGCUGUGUGCCCCCGAUUCAUUUGCUUUUGUGUCUUCAAUUCUCUCUCUCUCUCUCUCUCUCUCUCUCUCUCUCUCUCUCUCUCUCUCUCUCUCUCUCUCUCUCUCUCUCUCUCUCUCUCUCUCUCUCUCUCUCUCUCUCUCUCUCUCUCUCUCUCUCUCUCUCUCUCUCUCUCUCUCUCUCUCUCUCUCUCUCUCUCCGAUACAAUUGUCUUGGGCUGGUUUGCUUUCGUUCAUCUGCCACACGUCUCGAAUAGCAGACGCUCAUGUGUUGCCAUGUACAUAACAUUCGCAUUCGCCGUGUCCUGUUCGCGAUGUCUUGUGCCCCACAAGCUGGAACUGGACUCUCUUCAGCUGUUGGGACCAACAUGGUUUCACGCGAAGAGCUAGGCAUGCUUCUGCUCUCCCAGGGCUGUAUGUGCCUGAUUGAGCGGCUCAUUCUAUGCUCACUCUCUCAACACAGUCAUUCUGCAACGUUAACGUGUCACAUGAAUUAACUGUGUUGGCCUCUUUUUUAACAUACAAUAAUAUACGUCAUACUUUCAUAUACUCUGCCUGUUAUAACCGGUCAACUUUUUUUUUUAAAUCUCUUUUCAGUUUAUUUGCUGCGUGGUCGCCUUA